Molecule: messenger RNA, 1263 nt
Organism: Lycium barbarum (goji berry)
Lineage: Eukaryota; Viridiplantae; Streptophyta; Magnoliopsida; Solanales; Solanaceae
Product: scopoletin 8-hydroxylase
Exons: 3
Coding region: 165-1262 (365 amino acids)
Source: RefSeq, a predicted model, not a curated record
CUUGCUUUCUGAAUAUAAAAUCAAACUUGACUAUAUAUCCAAAAAACUUUUACUAUAAAUGGUACAGACAGGAAGCCCAAUUUCAUCAUCGAAAUCACAACAUAUCUUGAUUUCCCAACAGCCCAAAAGAGAAAAAAGAAAAUAUUAAUUUCCAAGAAUAUAAUAUGGCCCCAAGUUUUGAUGAAGGUAAUGCCUUGUUUGAUUUUGUGGUCCAAAAGGGUAACGGAGUAAAGGGUCUUGUAGACAAUGGCAUUAAGAUGGUACCAGAAAGAUACAUUCAACCACCAAAAGAGAGAAUUGACAACAAAAUCAUUAAUUCAAAUGAUCAACUAUUGGCCAUUGAUUUAUCAAAAUUACAUGGACCUGAGCAUGAUCAAGUGGUGGGAGCUAUUUCAUUGGCUGCUGAGACACUUGGUUUUUUUCAAGUGGUUAAUCAUGGUGUCACUUUGGAAUUGUUGGAAUCUCUUAAAGCUUCAGCCCAUAAUUUCUUUGCUCAACCUCCUAUGAAAAAAGCUGUUUAUCUUAAAGGAGUGAGUCCAAGUCCUUUGGUAAAGUAUGGGACUAGCUUUGUCCCUGAAAAGGAAAUGGCACUGGAAUGGAAAGAUUAUGUUAGUAUGAUGUAUACUAAUGAUGAUGAGGCACAUGCACAAUGGCCUGUUGAAUGCAAGGAUUUGGCUCUUGAAUACUUGAAGUCAUCAACAAAAAUGGUGAGGAAACUAUUGGAGAUACUAUUUGGAAAUCUUGGAGUAACACUAGAUGAAGCAAAAUUGGAAUCACUAACGGGGCUAAAAAUGGUAAACAUGAAUUUUUACCCAAGUUGCCCUAAUCCAGAGCUAACAGUAGGCGUCGGACGCCAUUCGGACAUGGGAACCCUAACUGUUUUACUACAAGAUGGAAUUGGUGGUUUAUAUGUUAAAUUGGAAGAAGGUGUGGAAGAAGGAAAAGAUGAGUGGAUAGAGAUUCCUCCCAUUUCUGGUGCUUUAGUUAUCAACGUUGGAGAUACCAUGCAAAUCUUAAGUAAUGGGAGAUACAAAAGCGCGGAACAUAGAGUGCGUACAACAAGUUCAGCAUCAAGAGUUUCAGUUCCAUAUUUUGCUACACCAAAGCCAAGUGAAAAGAUAGGUCCAUUGCCUCAGCUUGUGGAAAGUGAUGGUGUUGCUCAUUACAAAGAAGUCUUGUUUGGUGAUUACAUGCAAAACUUUUUUGGAAAAGCUCAUGAAGGAAAGAAAUCUCUUGAUUUCGCUCAGAAUGAUUCUGCUUAAU